AUGGAUCCUCCUCCAACUGUUGCUUCCCUAUAUACACCACUCAGGACUGCAACGGCUAUUCGACUGCUAGCUAUCCAGCCUGGUGAACAUGGGUCUGAUCUCAUAUGCGAGGUCAAGCACGAUGACCUUGAUGCCAAGCCGGCCUACGAGGCCCUGUCGUACGUCUGGGGCAAUGCUAAAGACACGAUUGAGGUCAUCUGCAACGACCGCAAGGUUUCGAUCACGAGGAAUCUGGCAGAUGCGCUCCAUCGCCUAAGGCAGACCGGUCAAGUCCGUAUCCUCUGGGUGGAUGCCCUCUGCAUCAACCAGACGGAUGUUCACGAGCGCAGCUCCCAAGUCAGAAUCAUGCGUGAUAUCUACAGCAGCGCAGUGCAAGUCAUUGUAUGGCUUGGUCCUGAUAUGACCGUGGAUGUGGCACGGGCACGGAACUUGAUCGUGGCAAUCUCUUUGAUGUGCCAGGAGAACAGAUCAGCAAUUGAACACUCCGGGAUGACCGCCGAAAAGCGAUUGGCGUCAUUGGAUAUCUCUAUGCUGGACAAGUUUAGUGAUGCUACCGAGUCAGAGGUUGCCAUAACCUGGAAAGCACUUGCUGAUUUUUACGCUCGACCAUACUGGACUCGUGCAUGGGUCAUCCAAGAAGUUGCUGCGGCCCGUAAGUCUACCAUAGUAUAUGGCGAGCUUCAUUUGGAAUGGCAGGAUAUCGGAUGGACUACGGAUUGGCUAAUCGCGCAAGCUCUUCGCUACGACUUCAAGAUGCCGCCGCUGCUGGAGCUCAUUAAGUCUGAUGAUCCGCAACGUGUUGGCGUUAUGCGAGACUUCUCAAAACCAGACUCCGAGGACUACUACGACACGCUCUUGGAAGCACUGCGGGCCUCGCGAGUGUUGCAAGCCACGGACCCAAGGGACAAGGUCUACGCAUUUCUUGGAUUGAUGCCUAACGAUGUACUCACAAGAGCCGUCGAGAUUGACUACGACUGCACCGUCGUUGAAACCUAUACGAGGUUGGCAGUUGCGUCGUUGGAAUGCUACCAAAACCUCUCGAUCUUGUCCUACACCCAGCACUUACCUGAGUACCAGGAGGACUCCCCGUGUCCAUCGUGGGUCCCGCGGUGGGACACAGUUUCAGAAGCGGGACUCAUCCAAAUCUCGAGCCUCGAGGAGCUCGACUGGUCCACAUGCGGUACACAUAGACUUCAGAAAUGGUCUUUCGAGGCUCCUAGAAUCUUACGAUUGCAAGGCUUCACCUUCGAGGCCGUCGGAUACACCUCGGCGUCCAUGAACUACCUUGACUUCGACCUUGCAAGAAAUAAGCAGACGUUGUCACCCGUCCUGGAUCAAGUACACAGAUUCUUAGGGUCCGAGUCCCUCGAUCUUGCGAUCAAGGACACGAAGCAGGAAGUGCUGUCGCUAGCCAAGACUUUCACGCUCGAGUAUGAUGCCGACUGGGCCGGCAAUGUGAUCGAGAUGGAUGAAGACAGGUACUGGGCAGACUUUUGUGAUUAUGUCAGGCAUGCCUACGAGACCUACCAGAGCGUGAACCCAGCAGAUCCAAAGGAGGGAGCCUUGGCGGAACUUGCUGCAAGCUUCGCAAAGUACGCUGACGGUGGUGACUGGCAACGCUACGAGAUCGCUGCAUCGCGUGAUGCCGAUGCGCGCCGCUUUUUCUGCACCAAGGAUCUUCGCGUAUUUGGUCUCGGCCCCGAUACGAUGCGGAACGGCGACAUCGUUGUCAUUCUGUUCGGUGGGCGAACGCCAUAUAUUCUUAGGCCGCAUGUCGAAGCCGACGGCUCGCGAUGGUACACUUUUAUCGGCGCGGCGUACGUCUCCCAUAUCAUGAGGGGAACACUCAUGCCGUAUUUCGAGCAAGGAGAUUUCGAAGAGGUGGAGUUCGAGGUUCGAUAA
Messenger RNA from Cyphellophora europaea CBS 101466, 1902 nucleotides. RefSeq lists its product as uncharacterized. The coding region runs from base 1 to 1902 and encodes 633 amino acids. NCBI's taxonomy places the organism in Eukaryota, Fungi, Ascomycota, Eurotiomycetes, Chaetothyriales, Cyphellophoraceae. The transcript has a single exon. The record is from RefSeq and is a predicted model, not a curated record.